This is a messenger RNA of Gigantopelta aegis, 2109 nucleotides long. RefSeq names its product UDP-glucuronosyltransferase 2B33-like. Gene Ontology annotation, molecular function: UDP-glycosyltransferase activity. The coding region runs from base 793 to 2109 and encodes 438 amino acids. The transcript has a single exon. NCBI's taxonomy places the organism in Eukaryota, Metazoa, Mollusca, Gastropoda, Neomphalida, Peltospiridae. The record is from RefSeq and is a predicted model, not a curated record.
AUGACUUUAUUCCCGAUAUUGAAUGAUUUGACUUCAAACAAACUAUGAUAUAAUAAAGACAGAAAUCCUAUCUCAUGGUCCAUUCCUUGAAGUGGUGAGGUAGCUUGCAUGUCUCACUGACUCGGAGAGCUAUGCCAGCUGGAGGAUCAGCUCCUGUUAAGGUCACCCAAGCUGGACUGGACUAGACUAAUAUGGACCGGACAGACAGAGGACGUGAGUCAAGAAAGACAACGGUCAGAAAUUGUCAAUUGUAUAAGUUUAAAUCUCAGCGUGUUGACGACGACUGUAGGGAUAACAUAUGUGUGGGCUCUCUCUCUCUCUCUCUCUCUCUCUCUCUCUCUCUCUCUCUCUCUCUCUCUCUCUCUCUCUCUCUCUCUCUCUCAUAUACAGUGCAUUAUCUCGCCAUGAACAACCAAUUCGCCGUAUAUAUAUACGAAAUACAUCAAAUACCUGUAGUUUAAAAUAUUCUGCAGUGCCAUUAUAUAAAUAUCCCUCCUCUUUUUGGCCAUAUUAGAUUACAAACGUUUCUAUGAGAUUUUGUUUUUCAGUUUUCUAAAAGAUGAAGACCUUCGUGCCUUAUGCUUUCGUCGUUGCAGUUCUACAACUUGUUCCACAGUUCUUGAGGCUGACAAGAUUCUACUCUUGCCUACGAUGGCGAAGAGUCAUGCCUUUGAAUUGCUCCACACAGGAGAAGAGUUGGCCAGGAGAGGUCACCAAGUAUAGCUUUACCUUCCUUCGUCAAUUGACUUGAAAAUAUCAAAUCAGUCGCAUGUCAGUGUUAUCAGUUACAAGAUGCCUGACAAAUACAAGAUGAUGUUUGAAAACAAUAUGAACAGCAUUCAGAGCGGGGAUUGGAAGUCAGGCAGGCAUGUUUUCGAUGAAUUCUCAAAUAUGAGAGGCAUGAUGAAAGCGAUGUGUUGGGGACUUUUCUCCGACAGAGAACAGUUGGGAUACUUGGUGAAGGAGAGAUUUGACGUGGCCAUUGUGACUGCCUUUCCCUUCACCCAGUGUCUGUUUUGUCUUCCUCACUAUCUGAACAUAUCCACCGUCGCCUCGAGCGCGUACAUUACAGAAAGACACAGUGGCUCUCCAUUGCAGUCGACCACUCUGCCCUUCUUCUUGGGAUCAUUUGGAAGCGACAUGAACAUGUUUGAACGAUUUGCCGAUUUUGCCCUGAGUAUUGUUUCUCCUUUCCUCAUGUGCUAUACUGUCACACCUGACAUGUCAGGGAUUGAUCCUGUAUUCUCCAACAUCGAUGUAAACCAGUUGGCAAAGCAGGCGGUGUUGUAUUUAGAAAACUCUGACUACAUUUUCGAUUACCCUAAGGCAGUGUUUCCUAAUUGUGUUCACGUUGGCGGUCUCACAGUUAAACCGGCCAAGAAACUUAAUAAGAAGCUUGAAGACUUCAUGGCCCGUUCACCAGAAGGUAUUAUUUUCGUGUCCUUUGGCUCAGUAGUUCCGAUUCAGUUUGCUCCUAAGACUAUGGUUGAAAACAUGCUGGCGGCGUUACGUCAGUCUGGCUUCAACGUGUUGCUGAAAUCGGACUCCGAUCACGACGACGGAAAUAUAAAAUUUUCAAAAUGGCUGCCACAAAAUGAUAUUCUUGGACAUCCCAAAACUAAAUUAUUUAUUUCCCACUGUGGGAAGAAUGGUCUCUUUGAAAGUAUUUAUCACGGAGUUCCCAUACUAUGCCCGCCCAGAGCUGUCGACCAACCAAUAAAUUCUAGAAGGGUCACUCAAAUGGGUAUCGGCAUACAUCUGGAUUUCAACACGGCGUCUACAGAGAACAUAUCGAGCGCCAUUCAUGAUUGUAUACGUAACGAGACAUUUCAUGAAAAUAUGAAAAAGCUAUCAAUGAUGUUUCGUGACAGACGGGAAACUCCAGUACAGAGGGCGGCGAAUGCUGUAGAAUAUGUUCUGAAAUAUGGUAGUCGGCACAUGACACCACCAGCAGCAAGGGACCUGACAAUACUUCAGUACGCAUACGCUGAUAUCUGGCUUGCUAUAUAUACAUUCAUCUUUAUUUCUUUAUAUGUCCUUGGCAAAUGCUGUCAAAAACUCACUAGGCCUUUAUACAGAUUUACAAAAUUAAAAGUAAAUUUAAAAUAA